Messenger RNA from Paralichthys olivaceus (Japanese flounder), 3967 nucleotides. RefSeq lists its product as uncharacterized. Gene Ontology annotation, biological process: proteolysis; protein desumoylation. NCBI's taxonomy places the organism in Eukaryota, Metazoa, Chordata, Actinopteri, Pleuronectiformes, Paralichthyidae. Gene Ontology annotation, cellular component: nucleus. Gene Ontology annotation, molecular function: deSUMOylase activity. The record is from RefSeq and is a predicted model, not a curated record.
GCUCUUCUGUCCCAGCUUCUCUUCCUCACAGUCUCUUCGCUCACUGACUCCCUUCCUCCUCCUCUCCUCCUGACGCCUCUUAACUUCCUCCUGAAAAUGGAGGAAUUGUGUGUUAUCGCCGCUUUGUGUGUUGUCGCCCGUGUUCGGCUGCAGCUAGCGGACUCGGCUAGCUUCAGGAAGGACCACUAACUCCGGGAGAUCAUGGUAGUGUCAUUAUUCCACACUCAGUCUAGAUGCCACUGAGGAGACACCUGCGACCGGCCAUGAUAUAGUCUGCUGUCGUCAGUAACCUCUGUGGUGGGAAAGGCUUGAAAUCGACUUUAUAUCCACACAGGGAAGUGUCAAGAUAAAAAAUAAAGAGUGAGAACACUUCAAAGCCUACUAUUUUAGAGGACCAAAGGACAGGAGAGGACACUACUGUGGAGAGGGGGUGUUGGGGAUGGGGUUUGAGAGCCAAAGGAGGACGUCAUGGUUCACAGCGGCUCUGCUUCCCCAAUGAAAACAUCACCUACAGCAUCACCUCAUCUGACUGUUCCUGCUACAGCACCUCCUCUGCAAGUGGCACCUCCCCUAGUGCCUCCCCCUAGAGACACUUCUGGUCAGGGCCUAACACAGACCCCCGCUAAACACCUCAGCACAGACCUUACCUCUAUCUGCCCUCAGCUCUCUACUACGUCUCCUGCUGAUGCAGAUCCUGUUGUUACACCAGCAAAUGCACUUACAAGCAACUCCAGCCCAGCCUCAUCCUGGUCCUCUACGCAGACAACAACCCCUGCUCAGGGCCCAGUCAAUGGCCGUACAUCAGGCAGGAAGAGGACUCCUAAGGCCUGUGAUUGUUGUGGACCCAACAGUAAAGGACACAAUGUCAAAACCUUGGGCAGAGGGAGGGGGAGAGGGAGGGGAGCUGUUAAGGACCUCUGGGACAUUCCAAAAAGAAAAGUGGGGGCCCAGCUGACACAUAUCAAUAGCUUUGAUUUGACCAAGGAGAAGGUAGAGGAAGCAGAGGAUGAAAAUGACACGUACGAGAAGGUGCACACAACUGUAAUAAUGGCUGAUACUCACACUCUUGCUGAUACUCACACCCUCCCUCCCGUGCCUGUCACAUCCCUGCAGGACACACCAAUAAGGAACUGUUCUGCCCCAGAGACAGCAUGUACGCAGAAAAAUGAGGACAUGUUGAUAAAGGGGUUGGAGGUUCCUGGCGAAGGUGGAAAAGGAUGUGUGGUUAACAGAGAUGUGGAGAUGAGACUGUCAGGAAUGCCAGCCAGGAGAGUGGUAGUCAGAGGUAGAGGGAGGGGAAUGAUGACAGGCGCAAUGUUUGCAUCGAAAAUGAAAGUAGAAGUUAGAAUUAAGAGCCGAGGCGGGGGUUGUGUGGUUACUGGGUCUCAAGUUGAUGCCUCACCUCAGUCAACGGUAGCGUACAGUCUGGAAGAGAACAAAGAUGCACAGAUGGAACAUGGAGUGCAAACUCACCCCAGCACGUUUAAAUCUCCGUUCUGUAAUGGGGACACAGUAAAUCUGACAGACUCCGAAUCUGAAGAAGACGCUAAAGAGGAUAAUGUGAUUAUGAGUGAACUGGGAAAUGGACUGCUAUCCAUUUCAAGACAGUCAGGCUCUGCAUCAAGGUCAGAUACCCACAAUCUUGACUCUGACAUGGACCAGACUCAUGAUGGAACAGACCAAGGUUCUUUGCCAGUUACUCUGUCUAAUGGAAAUGUCACCACAUCGACAGACCAUAACCACAGAGUCACACCUAUGGAAGUGGAAACUUCUCAGUGCCCUAUUACAGUGUGCGGUGUGCAGCACCACUCGGCUUUAACAGACCACAGGCUGUACUGUCACCUGGGAACCUGGGAGAAGAAGUCGAUGGAAGAAGCGUCGGGGAAGGAUCUCUCAAAAGAAGCAGAGAUGGACGUGAAGAUGUCGAAUGAAAACAGUCUGGCGCAGCUCACUGAUAUGGUCCAUGAUUUUCUGGAGAGCUUCUACAUAAAGUAUGGCAGUUUCAUUCCCCUCAGUGAGACAGACGUCCUGGAACACCUGAAGAAGAACGGCAACUCUGACUUCAGCAAGUGGGGCCUGGACAUUAAACGAGCGAUGACUCGGUACAGGUCGAGCCUGGCCUCUGCUCCUGUCCCAGGCUUCAUGGUGAUGUAUAACAAACACUCCCUGGGCCUGGAGGACCUGGGCACACUGGAAGAACAGAAUUGGCUUAAUGACCAGAUCAUCAACAUGUAUGGAGAACUCAUUAUGGAAGCAACUCAACAAAAGGUUCAUUUUUUCAACAGCUUUUUCCAUAAGCAACUUGUUGCCAAGGGUUACGAUGGUGUGAAGAGAUGGACUAAAAAGGUCGACCUCUUCUCCAAGUGGCUGUUGCUAAUUCCCAUUCAUUUAGAAAUCCACUGGUCUCUCGUCACGGUCACCAUGGCAACCAAAACCAUCAGUUACUACGACAGCCAAGGCAUCGUCUUCAGACACACCACAGAUAACAUUAUGAAGUACCUCCAGUCUGAAGCCAGAGAGAAGGAACAGACAGCGUUUCAGAAAGGCUGGAAAAUUACUAUCAUCAAGGGUAUUCCUCAGCAGAGAAACGACAGCGACUGUGGAGUUUUUGUCCUCGAGUACUGCCGUCGUCUUUCAGUGAAGCAGCCGCUGCUGUUCAGUCAGGAGGACAUGCCUCUCAUCCGAAAGAGAAUCUACAAAGAACUGUGCGACUUUCGCCUCAACGACUGAACGACCAAAUAUACUCUUUCACUCGCUGACUGCUUCUGAGACUUCCUGUCCCAGUGUGUCAGGCGGCCAUUUUCACAGACAGCCUGAUACACAAGCUAAUACGACCACGGCCACCCAUGUUCCAGGGAGCUCGAGCCGCCCGUCGCAGAGUGGCCGUCACUUGGGACUUUUGAAGUUUAGAGUCUGCAGCUUAACAGAUUUUUUUUCUACAUGCAAGCUUGCCAAGAACUACUGACGUGGACCCCUACUGACCCCAAAAGAUGCUGGACCCCGCACACUUCAGGUUGCUUUUGCUUUCUACAUUUACCAUCCCCAGAGGACUUCAUCCAAAUGGCCCAACAGCCACCUUUCUGAACACAGAGGGGUUCUGACUUUGACUGAGGAUGCAGGCGUCGGAGCAGCCUGGACCAACGGGAAGGACUUUCCCUCACAAAUGGAAUGGCCUUAUAUCCUUCAUGGCCAUUUUAAAGUGAAUAAAGCAUUUGUUUUAGGUUUAUUUUAUGAUGGACUUUUCAGCCGCAUCAUGCCUACAAUAACACACAUUGUCCAACGUGGUAAUGAAGGUUUGUGAUUCAGUGAACCAACAGUUCACUUUAAACUUGAAAGUUUGCGCUUGUUACAUUCUCUCGGACUACAGAUUUAUUUGCACGGUCAAAGGCCUAGAAAUAGAAAAUCAGAAUGUACUGAUGGUGUUAUCCUCCCGGCUGAGACAGAGCACCACAGAGGCACAGUUCUGCUGUGGCCUGAAACAGGGAGAUGUGUUUUUUUUUUCUUCGUUAAGUUUUUGACAUCUGCUCUCCAAAUCAUUUCAUAUUAAAAUUCCACUUUUUCCACCACAUGCUUUUCUGCUGUUUUGUCUGUUUUUCUCUGAUCACGUUUUGCACAUGCAACGACGUCAGUGACGGUUUGACUUUUGAAUCCAUCGGUUUGAGUGGAAAACAGUUUCUGAUCCUGGUUAGCAAAUUUGACGUUAGCUGUUCAGCUUGCUGCUGAGAAGUUGUUUUUGUUUUCAGGCAUUUCUUCAGCUUUAUGUUGUCACUCACAGAGAAACAAGUGAACCUCAGUUCUUUUGAUUUAAAUCUUCUGUCCAACCUUGGUUUUGUUGUUGUAUUCACUUAUGUGUAUUUACAGAUUGUAUUGUACUUUUACUGGCCUACUACUGUACAUACUUGCUUUGACUAAACACCACGGCAGUUUCGGGACUGUUUUUAUCGUUGUUAUUAAAAAGCCAAUUCUG